AUGGCUUCUCUAACUUCACAAACGUCCAGGAAGGUAAAAAAUGGCAGGAGUUUAAAGGAUUCUCCCACCGGUGGCAAUUCAACCAGUGGACAAACUGUAAAAUUUGCAAGGAGAACUUCGAGUGGGCGGUAUGUCAGUUUGUCAAGAGGAGACCUUGACACGUCUGGUGAAAUAUCAGGAGAUUACACGAAUUAUACAGUCCACAUUCCUCCAACACCUGACAACCAGCCCAUGGAUUCUUCUGUGGUUGUCAAGGCUGAAGAGCAACACGAAUUAUACGUUUCUUUGAUUAACAAAGUUUAUCAGUUUCAGCACAUAAUUUGAAGAGUUAAUUGAUAGUCUUAAUGAUAAAAGUGUUUCUUUUCCAGGUUCAAAAUAUGCAGAGAUUGUCAAUCGGAUGGACAAAAGGAAAGUCUGUGUCCGGGUUGCAAGGAGCCUUAUAGGGUUGGAGAUGGAGACUAUGAUGAUGAUGCUCCCAAUUUUUCGAAUCCAAAAGCGAAUAACAUGACCAUGAUGAAGAGAAACCAAAAUGGAGAAUUUGAUCACAACAGAUUGUUGUUUGAGAAAAAUGGUACUCAAGGAUGGCCCCUCAGUAGGAUAUUGCCAAUCCCACAAGCUAUUUUCAACCCCUACAGGAUGUUAAUUUUUAUUCUCAGAGUGGUGUUGGCGUUUUUCUUCCACUGGAGACUAAUGAAUCCAAAUACUGAUGCAGUAUGGUUGUGGGCUAUUUCGAUUACUUGCCAGCUUUGGUUUGCUUUCUCUUGGAUUCUUAAUCAAAUUCCCAAGCUCUGCCCAAUCAAUCAUUCUAAAGACCUGGAAGCCCGCCGUGACAAGUUUGACAUGCCUUCACCUUCCAAUUCUACUGGCCGCUCUGAUCUUCCCGGUGUUGAUGUGUUUGUACCCACUGCUGAUCCUGAAAGAGAGCCACCCCUUGUCACUGCCAACACUAUUCUUUUGAUUCUUGUCUUUGAUUACCCUGUAGAGAAGCUUGGUUGUUACAUUUCUGACGAUGGAGACGCCUUUCAAAUUGAGGCCAUGACUGAGGCUGCAAGCUUCGCUGAUUUAUGGGUUCCAUUUUGUCAAAAACAUAAUAACGAGCCAAGGAAUCCUGAUAGCUACUUCUCCUUGAAAGUUGACCCGAUAAAGAACAAAAGUAGGCCUGAUUUUGUCAAGGAUAGGCGGAAAAUAAAGAGAGAGUAUGAUGAGUUUAAAGUGAGGAUUAAUGGGCUGCUAGACUCAAUCAGGAGGAGAUCUGAUGUUUUCAAUGCGAGGGAAGAAAUGCAGAUGAAGCAUAUGAGGGAGAGUGGGGCUGUUCCUACUGAGCCGUUGAAGGUGACUAAGGCUACGUGGAUGGCUGAUGGUACUCAGUGGCCUGGGACUUGGGCAGUUCCUUCCAGUGGCCACGCCAAAGGUGAUCAUUCUGGUAUUCUUCAGGUAAUGCUGAAGCCUCCUAGCAGUGACCCUCUAAUGAGACGGGCAGAUGAUGAUAAGAUCACAGACUUAACAGAUGAGGAUAUACGCCUACCUUUAUUUGUGUCUAUGUCACGGGAGAGUCUACAUUCCAUGCGAUUUGGAAAUUCAAUACUGCUGGCUGAAUCUACUCCCAUUGCAGAAUUUCAAGGCUGACCUCUCGCUGAUCAUCCUUCUGUCUCCUAUGGACGUCCUGGUGCUCUUAGAAUCCCCGGGGACCCACUUGAUGCUACUACAGUAGCUGAAGGCUCUGUCAUUUCUUGUUGGUACGCAGACAAGACAGAAUGGGGUGAGCGAGUGGCCGGAUUUAUGGUUUUCACUGAAGAUGUGGUGACAGGCUUCCGUAUGCACAAUGGUGGAUGGCAAUCUGUGUAUUGUAUCACCAAUCGUGAUGCAUUUUGCGGUUCACUUCCGAUCAAUCUUACAGAUCAAUGCCAUCAGGCGCUGCGAUGAGCAACAGGCUCAGUUGAGAUUUUCUUCUCCAGGAACAAAGUGUUUCUUGCCUCCCUGCACCUCAUAAUGUAUAAUUUCCUCCCUGCCCUUUUGCUGCUUUCAGGACACUUCAGUGUGAAAACUCUAAAUAUUGUCUUCGUAGUUUACCUCCUAAUUAUAACUCUUGUCUGAUCGGGGCUAGCCAUUCUUGUGGUGAAGUGGGCUGGUAUAGGAUUGGAAGAGUGGUGGAGAAAUGAGCAGUUUUGGCUCAUAUCUGGAACCACUGCCCACUUGGCUGCAGUUGUCCAUGGUCUUCCACAAAUGAUGGCAAGGAUUGAAAUUUCUUCCACAUUGACUACCAAAUCUGCAUCAGAAGAUGAAGAUGACAUUUAUGCAGACCUCUAUCUAGUGAAGCGGACUUCCCUGAUGAUUCUGCCAAUUCUUAUAGCCAUGAUAUAUACAAUUGCCAUAGUCAUAGCAUUCUUGAGGCAAAUUUACAGCACAGUACCACAGUGGAUUAAGUUCAUUGGUGGAGCUUUCUUUAGCUUCUGGGUGUUGGCUCACAAGGGCUUGAUGAGCAGAAGAGGGAAGACACCAACAAUUGUAUUUGUUCGGACAGGUCUCAUUGCUAUUACACUUUCCUUGCUAAGGAUUUCCAUUAGUCCACCUGGAACCGAUGGAUCAGCUACAGUUGGAGGUGGCUGUUUCCAUUUCCCAGAAACUGGAACCAAAUACUGGUAAACUAUCUUCUACUUCAUUGCUAUACGAAGUCAGAGGUGGUGAUUUUACAAGAUUUUAAUGCCUAAAAAUGAAGAAGAAGAAGAGUUUGCAUUUACCUAGUCCUUCCUUUAUCUAAUCUAAUGGAUGUAAGUUAAGAGAUAGGAUAUACAAAGAGGUUUUGUUCCAUGACACUGUAAACUGAAACCAUAUUUAGUGUAUUAGUAAUCUGCUAUGUGCUCCAAACUACAAUUAGAUGCUGCAAACAAGAAAUAAAGCAGCCUAAUAUUAUACCAUUCUCUACUUUGUUGGUUUCAGUUCUCUGUUCAUACCUGCAAAACUCGUAUGAUAAUUAAAAUCCAUGGCAAGAGGCCGCU
Molecule: messenger RNA, 2996 nt
Organism: Mangifera indica (mango)
Lineage: Eukaryota; Viridiplantae; Streptophyta; Magnoliopsida; Sapindales; Anacardiaceae
Product: cellulose synthase-like protein D4
Biological process (GO): cellulose biosynthetic process; plant-type primary cell wall biogenesis
Cellular component (GO): trans-Golgi network; plasma membrane
Molecular function (GO): cellulose synthase (UDP-forming) activity; mannan synthase activity
Source: RefSeq, a predicted model, not a curated record